Messenger RNA from Hyalella azteca, 450 nucleotides. RefSeq lists its product as uncharacterized. NCBI's taxonomy places the organism in Eukaryota, Metazoa, Arthropoda, Malacostraca, Amphipoda, Hyalellidae. Bases 1 to 450 code for a protein of 149 amino acids. The record is from RefSeq and is a predicted model, not a curated record. The transcript has a single exon.
AUGUUCAUGCGCCUCAACAUUCUUCUUCUCGAUAUCCUAGAAUUCAAGAACAUCCCUCUACCUUAUAUCCUAGAAUCCAAUAACAUCCCUCUUCCCUAUAUCCUAGAAUCCAAUAACAUCCCUCUUUCCUACAUUCUAGGGCCCAAUAACAUCCCUCUUCCCUACAUGCUAGAAUCCAUGAACAUCCCUCUUCCUUAUAUCCUAGAAUCCAAGUACAUCCCUCUUCCCUAUAUCUUAGAACCCAAUAACAUCCCUCUUCCCGAUAUCCUAGAACCCAAUAACAUCCCUCUUCCCUAUAUCAUAGAGCCCAAUAUCAUCCCUCUUCCCUAUAUCCUAGAAUCCAAUAACAUCCCUCUUCCCUAUAUCCUAGAACCGAAUAACAUCCUUUUUCCCUAUAUCCUAGAAUCCAAGAACAUCCCUCUUCCCGAAAUUCUAGAAUUCCCUGCUUAG